UUCAUGUGCACCUUCGUGGUGCUCAUGGUGUACUCGUCGAUCGAGAUAAGGCGCCAGAUGCACGACCUCACCUCGCAGGACGCCGCCAACUACAGCACCGCCGCCGCCGGGAAGAUGAACGUCACGAAUCCGCCGCUCUUCGAGUGGCAGCAGCCAGCCGGCGGAGAGCGGGCCGGCGGAAGGAAGGGUGCCGAAAAUGAAAACAUCGUCCCGGACCGCGACCACGUCUUAGAGGACACGCCGGAAGAGCGUCGGAGGGCAAACCGCCGGUAUCAAUUUACUGACGCUUCUCCAUACGAUACAAUGAAGACGACGCUUAGCGCUGCGGGCACCGGAAGUGACGUCAAGCGGUCGCCGUCAUUCAGCGCUACCUAUCGGCUUACGACAACACCCGAGCGCGUCGCCGUCUCGCAUUCGUCGUCUGGAAUCACAAGCAUCAAACAGACGACAGACAGCAGCAACAGCAACUCUGCCUCUGUAGCCACCGUUCAUAAGAGGACGAUGGACGAGUCGUUCCGAAGGGGGAACCGAUCGUCGGCUAAGUUGCCGACUGUGACUCACUCACCCGGAAAGUUGCACGAAGUGACGAAAGUAUCACAAGCAUUAACUUCAAGAGCACGUGACGUCAGCGGUAACAAAGCUGGCGUCGGGACAAUCCGCACUUUGUCCGUUAGGCGGGGAAGCACUACGAUAAAAGCCACGUUUUUGCCGAAGAGGACCGGGAUUUGACAUGAACAAGUGUACCCGCAAUCUCAUAAACAACGGUGACGAUAACAAUUUUAGUAACUUAGUGCGUUCUGUUACGAAAGGUAAUAAAUG
Molecule: messenger RNA, 819 nt
Organism: Dermacentor andersoni
Lineage: Eukaryota; Metazoa; Arthropoda; Arachnida; Ixodida; Ixodidae
Source: RefSeq, a predicted model, not a curated record